Molecule: messenger RNA, 2528 nt
Organism: Sardina pilchardus (European sardine)
Lineage: Eukaryota; Metazoa; Chordata; Actinopteri; Clupeiformes; Clupeidae
Gene: cadm2b
Product: cell adhesion molecule 2b
Exons: 12
Coding region: 216-1559 (447 amino acids)
Source: RefSeq, a predicted model, not a curated record
GCAUCUCUUCCCCAACGCGGGCACGGUGACGGUAUCGCUGCCUCCGGAUCGGGCACUUGACAGGAGAGAUUCGAGGUCGCUGCCUCACGCUCGGAGUCCAUGUAAUUCCCCCCCCUCCUCAGUCACAAACUUCAUCAGCACUACCUGGAUAAAUCUCCAGUCUCAUCACAGAGAAGACGCAAGUCGGACGUGGCCGUGGGAAAAAGGACACGAAUAUGAUCUUCAAACAGCACUUGUUCUUCAUGCUUUACAGCGCAUGUGGACUUGUCAUUAAAGAGGCUGCAACGAAAAACAAAGUGAAAGGUAGCCAGGGCCAGGUCCCCAUCACUCAGAACGUGACGGUGGUGGAGGGGGGGACGGCCAACAUGACGUGCCGGGUGGAUUUCAAUGAUAACACCUCCCUCCAGUGGUCAAACCCAGCACAACAGACCCUCUUCUUUGGGGACAAGAAAGCCUUGAGGGACAACCGGAUUGAGUUGGUGCAUGCAUCGUGGAAGGAGCUUACCAUCAGUAUCCAUGAGGUGACCUUGUCUGACGAGGGCCAAUACACCUGUUCCCUCUUCACCAUGCCCGUCAAGACCUCCAAGGCGUACCUCACCGUGCUGGGCGUGCCGGAGAAGCCGGAGAUCACAGGAUUCACAAAGCCGGCCCUGGAGGGCGACCACGUCACCCUGACAUGCACGACGUCCGGGAGCAAGCCCGCCGCCGACAUCCGAUGGUUCAGAAACGAGAUGGAGAUCCCAGGCACAACGGAGGUCAAUGCCACAGGCAGGUCAUUCACUGUCCGGAGCACGCUGGAGUUGCAGGUGGACCGGAGCGAGGACGGCGUGGCCUACACCUGUAGCGUGGACCAUGUGGCGCUGCUCACCGCCCCCCAGCAAGUCACGGAGGUCCUGGAGGUCCAAUAUGCCCCUCGCGUGGAGAUCCUUAACUCGCUCAUAUUCCCUCAGGAAGGACAGUACUUUAAACUGGAGUGUGACUCUAGAGGCAACCCACUACCAGCACCAGUAUUAUGGACGAAAGAUGGCGGAGAACUGCCCGACGUGGAUCGCAUGAUUGUGGAAGGCAGGGAGCUCAUCAUCAUGUCACUGAACAAAACCGACAACGGCACAUACCGGUGUGAAGCCAGCAACUCCCUCGGAACAGACAUCGCAGAGUAUAAGCUGUUUGUGUACGCCAAAGACUUACCAGGUGCCACGACAGACCCCAACGCCCUCGCCCAGCACGGACCGGACCACGCGUUGAUCGGCGGCGUCGUGGCGGUGGUGGUCUUCAUCACGCUCUGCUUCAUCAUCGUCCUGGGCCGCUACCUGGCCCGGCAUAAAGGGACAUACUUAACCAAUGAGGCGAAGGGAGCCGAGGACGCGCCCGAUGCAGACACGGCCAUCAUCAAUGCCGAGGGAAACCACGCACAUGCAGAGGAAAAGAAAGAAUAUUUCCAGGAAGCGGCAAGAAAUGUGGUUCAUCUCAAGUCGGAAAACCUUGGCUUUGCCAAUAAUUACGCUUUAAGAGAAGAAUAUGUAAAAUGCAUUAAUGUUUUGAAUGUGAAUCACAUGUAAUGUUUAAUGUGUUUUUUCAUUAUUAUAAUUAUUAUAAUUAUUUAAAAUGUUACAUUGUGGCAUUGGAUGUAACUCAGAGUGUACAACUGAGUGUACGCGAGUACGGAGUGAGAAAAUGGACAUUUGUUGUACAUAAAUGGACACCAAAUAAUGCUUACAUGAAUAAAAAAAAAAAAUAGCAAAGGAAAAAAUGUCAAGCACAACUAAAUUAAUAAGUGUUACGUAGUGAAAUUAUACAUUUGAGAAUUCAUUUGAAAAUAUUUCAAAGUAUUUAAUUUCCACCGGUCAUUUCUGUCUGUAUAUUCCUGCACUGUUGAGUUUAUGCCUUUUGCCCUCUCUUAAAACUAUUUGAAUAUAAAAGCACAAAGUAGAAGAAAGUACACAUUGUGAGACAGUCUCAGGAUUCCAACUGAGUGAAGUUCUGUUCUUGUUUUUCUUUCUUUUUUUCAUAUUGCUGAACUUCCUGUUGAAGUGUACUUUUGACCAAUUAUAAAGAAUGAGAGAUCAAAAAUGUGAAAAAAAAAAACUUUUCAUGGGUCAUACCUUCCAACAUAUCAAGUGGAAAACAUUAACUGAGUGGAACAAUUGUUUUGUUUACGGUACUUCUGCCUCCCCCCUUGUUAAUACUGCUGUACAUUAUUUUGCUAAUGUGAUACAUGGUGAAAAAUAUUGUUCUGAUAUGGGGUCCCAUAUGUAUUAAGAUUUGUAUAUUAGACAAUAUAGCUAUUUAAAGUGUUCCAUACAUCUUUUGAAUUUCACAUCAACAAGGAGCAAGUGUUUCAACACAAGGCAUGUAAAUACUGUGUAACUAUUAAAUUCAGUCAAACAUAAUGUAGAUUGUUGCUUUGCUUAUCUUUUGUUUCCAUAGUUUACCGACAUACUGAUUAAAUUGGAAUAUGUUAUUAGAAUUACAGAGUAAGGAAAUAUGUGAACAAAUAAGUACUGAGGAAUUAUUACUAUUAUUAUUAU